This is a messenger RNA of Nannospalax galili (Upper Galilee mountains blind mole rat), 1414 nucleotides long. It is a transcript of the gene Rras2, whose product is annotated as RAS related 2. The record is from RefSeq and is a predicted model, not a curated record. Gene Ontology annotation, cellular component: plasma membrane. Gene Ontology annotation, biological process: signal transduction. The transcript is spliced from 6 exons. NCBI's taxonomy places the organism in Eukaryota, Metazoa, Chordata, Mammalia, Rodentia, Spalacidae. Gene Ontology annotation, molecular function: GDP binding; GTPase activity; GTP binding. The coding region runs from base 192 to 575 and encodes 127 amino acids.
CGCGGAAGUGUUUCCGUCGCUGUUCCUGAUGAGACUGCUGGGAGCACCUGUUUAUCUUUCUCAACUUUUCCUAUUUUGUAACAGAUUACGAUCCAACCAUUGAAGAUUCCUACACAAAGCAGUGUGUCAUAGAUGACCGAGCAGCUCGGCUGGACAUUUUGGAUACAGCAGGACAAGAAGAAUUUGGAGCCAUGAGAGAGCAGUACAUGAGGACUGGAGAGGGCUUCCUCCUGGUCUUCUCCGUCACAGACAGAGGCAGUUUUGAAGAAAUCUAUAAGUUUCAAAGACAGAUUCUCAGAGUAAAGGACCGUGAUGAGUUUCCCAUGAUUUUAAUUGGUAAUAAAGCUGACCUGGACCAUCAGAGACAGGUAACACAGGAGGAAGGCCAGCAGUUGGCACGGCAGCUCAAGGUCACAUACAUGGAGGCAUCAGCAAAGAUUAGGAUGAAUGUAGAUCAAGCGUUCCACGAACUUGUCCGAGUUAUAAGGAAAUUUCAAGAGCAAGAGUGCCCACCUUCACCCGAACCGACUCGGAAAGAAAAAGACAAGAAAGGCUGCCAUUGUGUCAUUUUCUAAGAGUCCCUUGAGUUUUACUAACAACUGCCAGGAAAGCCCUCGUCUCCUCUGUUACGGUUUACAUCUCGUUCGUACCUUUCUAGCCUUAGAUCGAUGAUCACCAUGUUAGCCUUACACCAAGAAGCUGGCUAAUCUUUCUUCGAAGCUAAUACUGGCCUUUUCCCGACCAGUUAAAGGAAACACUAAGGUUGCUUCAGAGAUGAUCUGAUUCCUUUGAAAUACAUGUCUACAUACACAGACGCAUUCUUUUUCCAAGGGGCUUACAUUUUAAUAGGGAUGAACCAAUUUUGGAACCUAAGCUGUUUGCUAAGCUGAAGUCAUAGGUUGUGAAGUAAUUUUUAAAUUCUGGAAUCAUAUUGCCUACUGUUACUCUAAAUAGGAACGUAGGGAGUUGUUUUUUUUUUUUUAUUUUUUAAAUGUGAAAUUUUGCCUCUCUUUAAAACUUUUGAUGUCAACUUUCAUUAACCUUAAAUACACUGAAUGGAAUCUACAGAAGUGAGACAUCUCAGGCCUUUCCUGAUGCUAUGGCUUUUGUUUUCCAGUGGCCAAAAUACCCAAAUGCCUAUUGUAUGUACGGAUUAAAAACUGCUUACCAAGUCUCUGUUAUGCCUCCUUGAAGAUGGACAUGCUCCAUGUGGCCAAAUAUUUGGACUCAUUCUGGACUUAGACUCUUCAGUGAACUUGAUUUUGUAAUUUAACUUUUCACAGCCAUGCUAAGGGUAAGAGUGAAGAAUUGUUGUUUGUCUUCCUUUUCAAGUAUUUCUGGUUAAGGGAUUAAAAAAAAAACAAAAAAACAAACUAAAACUGUUUUUGUUUGAUGUAAUAUAAAAUACGGAAUU